This is a messenger RNA of Haliotis rubra (blacklip abalone), 766 nucleotides long. RefSeq names its product methyltransferase-like protein 27. Lineage: Eukaryota; Metazoa; Mollusca; Gastropoda; Lepetellida; Haliotidae. The record is from RefSeq and is a predicted model, not a curated record. Bases 1 to 684 code for a protein of 227 amino acids. The transcript is spliced from 6 exons.
AUGACAAGUACCAACACAUGCAGUUUCUGCAACUACACGCCAGCUCGUACCGUUAAUGCUGGAGCUCAUCGUGUCGGGAUUAGCACUGAUGAGGUUGUUGAGUACUACUCUAAAUGGUCGCAUGACGGGAAAUAUGAACAGGAUUUAUGUCCCGAGUGGUACAAGGGACCAAGCAUUGCUGCAGAUGUCGUGGCUGAAUACUUCCGUCACAACGUCUCUCAUGUGAAUAUCCUCGACGUUGCCGCGGGAACGGGUCUUUUAGGCGAGCAGCUUCAGGACCGAAGAUUUAAGCAUCUGGAUGCUCUAGAACCAGCGGCAGGGAUGUUGGAACAAGCCAGGAAGAAGAACAUUUACACCAAUCUCUACUGUGAGUUCCUGGACGGCAACCGUCUCCCAAUAGAUGACGAUAUGUACGAUUGCUGUGUAAUAUCCGGUGGUAUGGGAGAAGGACACAUCCCAUGUGAUGGGUUACACGAACUCAUUAGAAUAACCGAACAAGGAGGUCUGAUCUGUAUAGUGAUGUGUGAGGACUACCUGUACGAUGUCACGGAGUACAGGGGCAGGCUGGAAAAGCUGAUGCAGAAACUAGAGGAUGAUGGGAAAUGGAAGAAACUCUCACGUGAUGUCGUGCGUCAAUACUGUUUUAACCACAACGGAGUUAUUUUUAAUUUUAAGAUAUGCUAAUACAACAGAAAAUGUUGACGUUCAUUCGAAAACGUUUCAACUUGUUUUAUGGAAAUAAAAACAUUUUCUUCGGAGAAGGAAA